Molecule: messenger RNA, 1191 nt
Organism: Mus caroli (Ryukyu mouse)
Lineage: Eukaryota; Metazoa; Chordata; Mammalia; Rodentia; Muridae
Gene: Sit1
Product: signaling threshold regulating transmembrane adaptor 1
Biological process (GO): T cell homeostasis; signal transduction; regulation of T cell activation
Cellular component (GO): plasma membrane
Molecular function (GO): kinase binding
Source: RefSeq, a predicted model, not a curated record
CAGCAAGUUUGACACUGUCAGUGUUGGCGAUGCUGAGCUGUGGAGGCCAGGUUUAAGGAGACAUUGGGGUUGUGGGGGCUGUGACAAGCUGUCAGGCCAUAAGUAGGACUGACCCCUGACUCUCACACCAGCUGCAGUCAUGAGCAGAGAUUGCAACUGUACCACUGACUUUCAACUCGCUUGGGGGAUUCCCUCCAUAACCUACGCGUGGGGACUGUGGGCCCUCUUAGGAGUUGUGACGGUGCUGCUUCUCAUCUCAUUGGCUGCACUCUUGUCCCAGUGGACCCGUGGUCGGAGAAGGAACCAGGAGGGACAGGGACCACCCUCCGGAAGGUCCGCGGAAGAAGUUCCCCUGUAUGGCAACCUGCACUAUUUACAGACAGGUCGGCUGUCUCAAGAACCAAGGUCAGAAGAGCAGGACCCACCAUCCUCUGGAGGCCUUGCCAGGGGGGCGGAGGAGGCCAUGUGCUACACUAGCCUGCAGCUGCGACCAGCUCAAGGUCGGAUUCCCAGCUCUGGGAACCCCAUCAAAUACUGUGAGGUGGUGCUGGACUCUGAGCCAAAGCCCCAGGCCCCAGGCCCUGAGCCGGAACUUUAUGCCUCCGUGUGUGCCCAGACCCGCAGAGGCCGGGCUUCCUUCCCAGAUCAAGCCUAUGCCAACAGCCAGCCUGCACCCAGCUGAGGAGGACCUGGAACUGUGGGCACCCAUGGCUCAGCUACUGGGUCAGGGACUCCUGCUGUCCUGGCUAGGGUAUGUCUGGUUUCUAACCACCUCCAGGACAUUGAGACUUUGCUGAGUGGCAGGAGCUUCCUAAGUUGCAUGACAGCGUCAGAGUCGGAAGCCUCCUGGUUUCCUGAGGAAGGAGUUGCAAAGAGAGAUCUCCGCACUUACCUUUCCUACGUUCUCCUGUAAGCCCCCAAACUCACACCUUUCCCUCCAUUUAGGGUUUAGCCAGGUUCCCCCUUGUCCUCUCUAAGCUUAUGCAGAUACCUCAUUGUCUCAGAGACAGGAAGUGGGCAGGGAGGAGUGGGUAGAAGCCAGAGAGGAUGUGGGUGGGUAUCAUGCAUGGGAGAGCCCACAGCUGGAAGGCUCCUAGGGUCCCAAGUUUGGUUUCUGACCUGAAAGCCGGGGUCAGAGAAUGGCCUUCAUGCUGUUGCCUCUGGCGUCCCCUGGGUUUCAAAUAAAGCAUC